Lutra lutra (Eurasian river otter) is the source of this 4520-nucleotide messenger RNA. RefSeq lists its product as uncharacterized. The coding region runs from base 976 to 3264 and encodes 762 amino acids. The transcript is spliced from 20 exons. The record is from RefSeq and is a predicted model, not a curated record. Lineage: Eukaryota; Metazoa; Chordata; Mammalia; Carnivora; Mustelidae.
GGCGGAGGAGCAGGUAGACCUGGAGUGGUUUGACCCAGAAUGCUUCUUUGCAGUCCUGCUCAGACAGUCUCUGUCAGUGACAACAAAACUCAGCCAGACCAAGGAAGAGCUCAAACUCCUCUGGCUCAGACUCGUGAGUGAAGCCCGUUCUCUGCGGCAGCUGUGGGGGGCUGAGCGUCGCACCCCGGCCUCUGCGGGCCAGCGUCUGGGGAGUCCCCCGAGGGAGCUGCAACAGGGAAGUGCCCCCGCUGGAUGCUGCUGCGCUGAGCCGCCUGUCCCAGGCUGUGCUGCAGGAGGGCCACCGCCUGAAGGCCUGGGGCGUCCUGGGUUCCGGCACUGGGGCGGAGCUGCUGCGGCCAGCAGCCUCAGCAGACUCUAGGCGGGGGCACCCCGGACAUCAGCGUGAAUCCCGUCACCAAGCUGAUGGUCCCCGGCCCCAACUGUGCAAUGCUUCCAGCCAGUGGCCAUGCAGGAUCUGUACCCCCUGGCUACUUCAUCCACCCCGACACUGGGAAGGUGCUGCCUGAGGCUGGAAAUCUGGGGUACGAUCUGCAGGGAGCUACCCUGGUGCCCACCACUGACUUCAGUUCCGGCGGCAUCCGAACGUCAGAAGCUGCCGUCCUCCCCUAUGUGCCCUACCCAACCUGCCCUGCCACAGGCUCCCCUCCUGCCGCCCACCUGCCCAUCCUGCAGCCGAGACGGACGUCACAGCUGGGGGUGCUCAUGACAGACCCCCACAACCGGCAUCGAGGUGCCUGUGCUGGCUGUGACUCUUCAUCCUCAAACCAGGCAGUGGCUCACUCUUGGGGGCACAUACUGCAAUCCUCUCACCAAGACCUUGGCCCCCCUCGAGUUGGGGGGCCCCAUGGAGGACCCAGUCACGGGAAGCAUCUCGCCAAUCCUGGGAGUCGGGUUGGAUGAAAACACAGGUCAGUGCUUGCCCUGGGGGGGCUGCGAGACGCCUCGGGGAGCCUUAUGCUGCCUGGUGACUGCUUCGAGGAGCCUCUGAGCGGGAAGACAGUCUGGCUGCAGGGAGCUUCUCGGCGGGAGGGCCAGACAGUGCCCCACAUGGGAGGAUCACAGGCCCUGCUGGACGCCAACGUGUUGGUGGCCCAGAGACGAGUGGUUGCCAUGCUCCAGAGCUACCGGGAGAGGCCGGGGUCGAGGACACUGGGGCUUCUGGAGGCUGCCAUCAAGGACAUGAGACAGGCACUGGGCUUGAGUCUGCACCAUGUCCUGCAGCAGGCUCAGAGACUGGGGCGGCAGCUGGGGACAGCAGAGGCCAUCAUGGCCAGCGACAGGAGGAUAGGGAUGAUGUGCUAUCCUGGGACAGAGCUGUGGGUUCCGGUCCUAUACGGGAUGGAGAUCCCAGACCCUGAGGGCUCAGGGCUCAUGGUGCCCAUCCUGGGCAUGGAGACUGAUGGGAAUUCAGGUGAUGCCACACCCCUGGCAGGUUCAAUGGAAGAUGCUGAUGGUAAAGGUCUUAUCCCAAUCUCAAUUGGGGCUCAGGCCAUAGACCCCUUCACCGGGGAACCUGGUCCUGUCAUUGGUGCUCAGACAGACCCUUCUACAGGACUGGUGGUGCCCAUCGUCCAAGAGCUGGAGGCCCUGCCUCGGGGAGUGAGAGACUCUGGUCUGCUGGACACCCUGGAGAAGGAGCUGAGAGCCCAGGAGCAGUACUGGCGGCGCCAGGAGCAGGAGGAGCUGCGUCUAGCCGAACGCCUGGGGCAGCUGAGUGUCGAGCUGCUCUCCGCUCCAGGCAAAGAUGCCCAGCGGCAGCUGGGGGCUGCUGAGGAGGCCCGGGCAGCGCUGGAGGCCAGGCGCCUGCAGGAGACUGAGAGGCGAGCCAGGGCCCUGAGCACCCAGCGCGGGCCGGAGCGGGGCCUGCUCUCUCAAGCAGACAGAGAGGAGUGGGAGCAGGAGGCACAGAUGAUGCUAGGCGCGCAGAACGUCCUGCAGACUUUAGCACAGACAGCAGAGAAGCUCAGGCAGGCGGGCGGCCGGCUGCGGGGCCAGGAGCAAAAGACGUGGCUACAGCAGCAUCAGAGUCCGAGCCCGCACGUCUGGAACCGUCCCUGGAAGGUGGCUGAGCAUCUCUCUGAGGAGUGUCAGGAGGUGGUAAGGCAGAGACAGAACUUUCUGGAUAGGGCCCUCGGCCUCCUGCAGUACCAGCGGGAGCUGAGCCGCCUCCACCUCUUUCACACCCAGAUCGUUGCCUCAGGCUCCCCUGCAUGUUUGGAGAAUUACCCUGGAGACAGAUUCUAUGGAAUGAUCACCCCUUCUCUCAGGGACCCGGCUGCUGCUUGCCCGCUCCUGAUCCCCUUCCUGAAGAGCAUCACUGCAGUGCUAGAGGGAGCUCAAGGCCGUGGCCCAGGCCUGGAGGAUCAGGGGCCAGCAACAGAUGCAGAUAAAGCUGACAUCAUGUGGACCUCACCACUCCUUUCUACCCUGAAGAAAGUAGACAUCUGGUCCCAAGCUCGCAAGGAGGAAGCUGAACUGCAGGGACAGAUGCAUCACCAGCUAGCCCCCAAAAGCUCUUUGCAGGAUGUCCCAAAACCUCAGAUAAUGCAGAAGGAAAUGCUUAUCACUGUGCAACCCACAGACCUUUCUGCCAGGGAGUUUGUGGUUUACCAGUAUGGCCUCUCUGUCCUGCACCUCCUCAUCCCCCAGCUGCAUGCUCCUGAAAUCACCCUGCAGAUUGCCUCUCAUCUUCCAGCGAUGGAUGCCUCAGAGAAUGCCUUCCAAGGCUCCUUCUUCUAUCAGAGCACUGGAAACACACUGUUUGUUGGGAGAGAGUCUCUGGCGUCUGUGGGAAGUUUCAUUCUGCUGCUGAUCCAUUGCUUGGCCCACGUCGCCACUGAGGACUUCCGCCAGGACACAAACCCUGCCUUUCUGAGGUCAUUUUACAAGGGCCUGCAGGCUUAUUUCGGGGAAGCAUUCUCUACCACACUGCGAAUGUCCGCUGUCUCCUGGGACAGUAAGCUUGACCAAAGCAUGAGCGCUGCUCUGUUAGACAAGCAGCCCAUCUCUGAAAGAGGAAGAGAUCUGCUCUCUACGCUCCUUGAAAGGAAGUGUGAGUCUCACUUGGAGCCAGAGUCAUCAGAAGAGUACAUUAAGAGAAACACGGAUCUUCUCCUCUUCACCAAUAUGGAACAUUUUCUAAAAUCCCUCCUCACUGCAGAACAACCGAUCCCAAGAAAACCAAGAAAACAGCGUGGAGACGAAGAGAAGAGUGGUGACCUUGCAUGCCAAGAUCAAGAUUAACAACUAGCACCCGGGAGAAACAACUGAACACUGACUUCAGCCUGGGCCCCAGUCCACUUUAUGUAAUGUUAUCACCCAGGUCUGGGCUGGAAACUACCUUUAAAACUUUAUUAAAAUACAACACAGCUUUUAAAAGCACACAUAUCAUAAAUGCACUCCCCAUGAUUCGUCCAAAGUGAACGUUUCCAUGUAAGCAACAUCAAGAAAGACAACGUUACCAGCUUCCCAGACGCCCCCCAUGUCCCGUCCCUCCAGUCGUCAGCCUCCCGAGAAUAACCACUGACCUGACUUCAGACAUCAUGAGCUGUUUCUGUGUAUUCACAAACUCCACAUGAAUAGAAUCACGCAUUUUUAAUUACUUUUUUUUUUUUUUGCUUUUGCUCAGCAUCCUUUGUGAGGUGUGCCCAUAUUGUCGCAUGUAGUUGUGAUUUGCUGAUGGUCUUUGCUAUAAAACAUUCCAUUGUGUGGAAAUACCCACAUGCAUUCUUUCACUACUGAUGUGCCGGUGGGUAUUUUCCAGUUUGGGGUUCUUACGAGUAGCCUUGUGCACCUUUUGGUCACUGUAUGUGACUGCACCCGACAGGCAUUACCUAGAACUGGAAAUUCUGGGUCUUAAGGGCUGGGCAUUUCCCUCCUUAGCAGAUAGUACCAACGGGACUUCCAAAGUGGUUUAUGCAUAUGGACUGCCGCCGGAAGUGGGUAAGCGUUCUCUGGUCACUCUCUGCUUUUAUCAACAUUUAGUAUGUUCCAUCUUUUUUAUUUUGUGCACUCUUCUGGGUACAUGGUUUUAACUUGCACUUUCCUGAUGGCCCUGAAACUGGGCACCAUCCAUACAUUUGUACACCAUUUCGGUGUCUUCUCUUGAGAAGUGCCUGUCAAGUGUUUUGCCCAUUUUCCACUGGGUUCCCUAUUUAAUUGCUUUGUAGGAAUUCUUUAUUCUGUAACUAUUUUUCCUCAUUUGUGGAUUGUUUUUUCAUGAAAAUAACUACAUGUAAUAUUUCUUUUUCUGCUUUAUUUUUUGAACUAGAAAGAAAAUGGUGAUCGUAUUUCAGUCUGUAUGUUUAAAAGAUGUUAAAUGUGGAAAUAUGAUACCUAAUAAGGUUAAUAAGAGAAUUUUUUAAAUUCUGUAACAUUGAUGUGCCCAUCACAUAAAUGUAUACUCUCACCUCGGGUGCGUAUGUAACAUAACAGGCGUUAAUAUUUGGCACAGAGGAUAACAUGCAUGCAAUAGGGCUAAAAAAUGAUUAGACCACUCA